GUGGCGGUGAGCAGGCAGGGCACGGUGGCGGGCUACGGAAUGGUGGCCCGGGAGAGCGUGCAGGCGGGGGAGCUGCUGUUCGCGGUGCCGCGGGCCGCGCUGCUGUCGCCGCACACCUGCUCGAUCGGCGGCCUCCUGGAGCGAGAGCGAGGCGCGUUGCAGAGCCAGUCGGGUUGGGUGCCGUUGCUGCUGGCGCUGCUCCACGAACUGCAGGCCCCAGCCUCACCCUGGAGCCCCUAUUUUGCGCUCUGGCCCGAGCUGGGCCGUCUGGAGCACCCCAUGUUCUGGCCCGAGGAAGAGCGGCGGCGCCUGCUGCAGGGCACCGGUGUCCCCGAGGCUGUGGACAAGGACCUGGCCAACAUCCGCAGCGAGUACCACGCCAUCGUGCUCCCCUUCAUGGAGGCCCAUCCGGACCUGUUCGGUCCCAGUGUCCGCUCCCUGGAACUCUAUCGCCAGCUGGUGGCCCUUGUGAUGGCCUAUAGCUUUCAGGAACCCCUGGAGGAAGAGGAAGAGGAAAAGGAGCCAAACUCCCCUUUGAUGGUGCCUGGCGCAGACAUACUAAACCACUUAGCCAAUCACAAUGCCAAUCUAGAGUACUCUGCAGAUUACCUUCGGAUGGUGGCUACUCGGUCCAUUCCUAAAGGCCAUGAGAUUUUCAACACUUACGGGCAGAUGGCUAAUUGGCAGCUGAUUCAUAUGUAUGGUUUUGUUGAGCCAUAUCCUGACAACACAGACGACACAGCUGACAUUCAGAUGGUGACCGUUCGUGAAGCAGCUUUACAGGGAGUGAAAGGGGAAGCUGAAAGGCUCCUCUUAUUUGAGCGCUGGGAUUUCUUGUGCAAACUGGAAAUGGUAGGGGAAGAGGGUGCGUUUGUGAUUGGGCGCGAGGAGGUGCUGACUGAAGAGGAGCUGACCACCACGCUCAAGGUACUGUGUAUGUCUGCUGAGGAGUUCAGAGCCUUUCAGGACCAGUAUGGAUGGGGACAGAAUGCAAGGGAAGAGGACAACCUGACAAUCACCAGUAUCCCGAAACUCAGAGCAUCGUGGAGACAGCUGCUUCGAGACAGUGUUCUGUUGACCCUGCAGACCUACGCCACAGACUUAAAAACUGAGCAAGACAUCCUCAGUAACAAGGAGGCCUAUGCCAAACUCAGCUGGAGGGAGCAGCAGGCCUUACAGGUUCGCUACGGGCAGAAAAUGAUUUUACAUCAGUUGUUGGCACUGACAAGUUAGCUCCUCUUGCCUGAAGGAAAAGCAGUAAGAAUGUUAUUCUUAGCUGUUACUGGUGAAAAGGGAAACUUUGGACCACCUGCUUUUUUUAAAUACCAGAAGGGAAAGUAGCAUGGUGUUAAGGUCAGCAGACUUUGGCAUCAUGACUAAUUGUUAUUUAAGAUGCCCUUGGGCUAAGGCAGACACAGGGUCUCACUAGGUGUUAGGGGCUGACCUCUAGCUUAUCUUUCUGCAGCAUGCUCCUGAGAGCUGGGGCUCUGGGCAUAUGCCAUCAUGGCCAGCUAGAGCAAGAGCUUUAUAGCUAUAGUAUUCUGCUGCAGCCAAAGCCUGCAGAAAGAUGGGGUAACAGCAUGUGAGAACACGGACUUUGGAGGAAGACUUGGUUCAAAUCUGAGUGUACUUUGGGACACUCACUUUACCCUUUUUUGAAGCCUCCACUUGGAGAGGACUUAAAAAGCUAUAUAAUCCCACUGGGUUGGAUCAGUGGUUGCUGUACUUAUAGCCUGGGUAUCUAGUCAGUCUGAGGUCUGUACCAGAUGGCAUGGCUUGCCCUUCAAGAAGCCUGAAGAUACGAGAAGGACAUUCAAGCUUCACUGGCAUCAUAACCCUGAAACUCUGUCCUCCCUAGUCAUAAAACCUGACUACAAUUAAAGGUAAUGGUAAAUUACAA
Chinchilla lanigera (long-tailed chinchilla) is the source of this 1900-nucleotide messenger RNA. RefSeq names its product SET domain containing 6 (gene Setd6). Gene Ontology annotation, biological process: peptidyl-lysine monomethylation. The record is from RefSeq and is a predicted model, not a curated record. Gene Ontology annotation, cellular component: nucleus. Lineage: Eukaryota; Metazoa; Chordata; Mammalia; Rodentia; Chinchillidae. Gene Ontology annotation, molecular function: protein binding; protein-lysine N-methyltransferase activity.